CUCCAAAGCUCUGCAUGGUUCUCUUGGCUACAAAUAGACCCUUUUGUGGGUUCUCACUCAUGAGCAUAGUCCCAUUCAUAGUUCUAGCCAAGUUGUAAUAAUCAUGAUCAUGGCCUCAUUUGGCUAUCCAGAAAUCUUGUUUGCUCUUCUGUGCUGCUUUCUUGUUUGGUGUUUCAGUAACAUCAAUGGGAUGCCAUGGAACUGGCCCUUGGUUGGGAUGCUCCCAAGCGUGUUUUGGCACGUUAACCAGAUCCACGACCGGUGUGUAAAUAUUUUCGAGCAGGUUGGGGGGACUUUUCUGUUGAAGGGCCCUUGGUUUGCUAAUAUGGAUAUAAUUGCCACGGCUGAUCCAGCUAAUGUGCAUUUUAUCAUGAGCGCGAAUUUUGCGAAUUUCCCUAAGGGAGCGGAGUUCAAGAAGAUUUUCGACGUUUUGGGUGAUGGAAUCUUCAACUCUGACGCUGACCUUUGGAGGAGCCAGAGGAAGCAGGCGCGAGCCUUGAUCACUCACGAGCGUUUCCGCAAGUUUUUAAUCAAGACUAGCUGGGAGAAAGUGGAGAAGGGCUUGAUUCCAGUUCUAGAACAUGUGUCGGAGCAAGGGAUGGUGAUUGAUUUACAAGAUUUGUUUCAAAGGCUCACGUUUGAUACUACUUGCAUCUUGGUCACAGGGUUUGAUCCCGGGUGCCUCUCGACUGAAUUCCCUGACGUUCCCUUCUCCAAGGCCAUGGAUGAGGCAGAGGAAGCUAUAUUAAUGCGCCAUUGCUUGCCGGAAAGCCUUUGGAGGUUGGGGAAACUGCUUGGAAUUGGGCCAGAAAAGAAAUUAAGUCGAGCUUGGACCGUGCUGGACGAUGUCAUAGGCAAGUAUGUCUCAAUGAAACGUGAAGAAAUGAGCAAAUCCAACAAAUGCAAUGAAGAUGACGAUGAAGGUUUGGACUUGUUAACCUCGUAUAUCAAUGGAGACGAGUCCACAGGUCUAGAAUGCAAUGACAAGUUCCUACGGGACACUAUACUGAACUUCAUGAUUGCUGGACGUGACACUACUAGUUCAGCUCUAACAUGGUUUCUGUGGCUUGUCUCCACACAUCCAGAAGUCGAAAGGAAGAUAAGGGACGAGCUAAAUUCCGUUGUCCCAGCCAAGGAUUCUAACAAAUGGAGGAUGUUCCAAGUGGACGAGCUACGUAACCUAGUGUACCUACAUGGUGCAUUGUGCGAAGCACUAAGGCUCUAUCCACCGGUGCCGUUCCAACACAAGGCCCCCAUUCAGCCGGUGAUGCUUCCAAGUGGUCAUUACGUGCAUCCGAAGAUGAAGAUCUUGUUUUCCCUCUAUGCGAUGGGGAGGAUGGAUUACAUUUGGGGCAAGGAUUCCAAAGAAUUCAAGCCGGAGAGAUGGAUAACCGACCGUGGAACGAUAAAAUACGAGCCGUCGUACAAGUUCUUGGCUUUCAAUGCAGGGCCCGCUGCAGCUAUAAUCCAUAAUUACCAAGUUGAGGUGGUGAAGGGGCACAUUGUGACCCCUAAUGUUUCUGUCAUUCUCUACAUGAAACAUGGCUUGAAGGUUAGGAUUAGCAAGAGAUGGACUUGAAAUUACUAUUAUUAUUAAUUAUUAAUUACUGUGUGAUUGCUU
Sesamum indicum (sesame) is the source of this 1621-nucleotide messenger RNA. RefSeq names its product alkane hydroxylase MAH1. The record is from RefSeq and is a predicted model, not a curated record. Lineage: Eukaryota; Viridiplantae; Streptophyta; Magnoliopsida; Lamiales; Pedaliaceae. Gene Ontology annotation, molecular function: iron ion binding; heme binding; monooxygenase activity.